UUUUAUCGACCUAAUUCAAUAUUAAUGCUGAAAUGGGGCGGCAGUGUCCCGGAUGUGACAUCUGGAUAUUGCAAAUGGCGAGUCCAGAGAUGGGAAGCCGGAUGGUGGAAGGGCCACGGUGUAACUGUAUCCACGGCGCUCCCGGAAAAAUGUCCAGACGGGAAUGAUGCUCGUCCUGACCUUCCAGGAACGAUGGUCCCGCUUGUCUAGCCGGUUGUACGUGGAUUUUUAAGGGGACGAUCGUGUACGGGGGGAAUUUUGGGUUGUGAAGAUGUCGGGGGAACACCAAAUGGUGGGACCUUACCGGCUGGAAAAAACACUGGGGAAAGGACAGACGGGUCUGGUCAAGCUGGGUGUCCAUUGUGUUACAGGCAAGAAAGUGGCAAUCAAAAUUGUGAACAGAGAGAAACUUAGUGAAUCUGUACUCCAGAAGGUGGAGAGGGAAAUUGCCAUCCUGAAACUUAUAGAACAUCCACAUGUACUUAGGUUGUAUGAUGUUUAUGAAAACAGAAAAUACCUCUAUCUAGUACUUGAACAUGUAUCAGGAGGGGAGUUGUUUGACUACUUAGUGAAGAAAGGACGUUUGACGCCAAAGGAAUCCCGGAGAUUCUUCAGACAAAUCAUCUCUGCACUGGAAUUCUGUCACAACCACUCAGUGUGUCACAGAGACUUAAAACCAGAGAAUCUGCUCCUGGAUGAGAAGAACAACAUUCGAGUCGCUGACUUUGGGAUGGCUUCCUUACAAGUUGGUGACAACAUGCUGGAGACCAGCUGUGGGUCACCACAUUACGCAUGUCCAGAAGUGAUCAGGGGAGAGAGGUAUGAUGGGAGAAAAGCAGACAUCUGGAGCUGUGGAGUUAUAUUGUUUGCAUUGUUAGUGGGUGCCUUGCCAUUUGAUGAUGAUAACUUGCGGACGUUGUUAGAAAAAGUAAAGAAGGGAGUGUUCCAUAUACCACAUUUUGUUCCACCUGAUUGUCAAAAUCUGCUGCGUGGCAUGAUUGAGGUGGAUCCUGUGAAGAGAUUAACACUUGAACAAAUACGCAACCACCAAUGGUAUUUAGGUCCAGAUAUGACUGCUUGUAGUGACCCGAAUCAGUCGCCAAACUUCUUCGAUCAGUUGAAGCUGUCUUUGGUGGAGGCCUUUAGUUCUAAAAAUGCAAGGGGCAGCAGAGAUCCAGACCUUGAGAAGCUGCCCAGACAUCCGUCAGUGGAGCUACGUCCGAUCCCGUCGAUGGAGGACAUUGACCCUGACGUGCUGGCCAGUAUGAACUCGCUUGGCUGCUGGAAGGACAAGAACAAGCUCAUCAGGGACCUCCUCAGUGAAGAGAAGAACACUGAGAAGAUAGUGUACUUCCUACUACUGGACCGGAAGGAGAGGAAACCCAGCUAUGAAGAUGAAAACGAGAUUCACAUACGCAAUAGGUGUCCAUCAGAUGAUCCACCCAGAAAGAGAGUGGACUCUCUCUCGUUGAACGGCAGGCGGCGCCCGGAGCGCGGCCUCUCCAUGGACGCGUUACACAACGGUACAGGCUCUCCGCCCAUGUCGGCGAGACGAGCCAUUGAAAUUGCACAGCAGGGCCAGAGGUCCCGCAGUUUGUCGACAACUCCCAUGUCGUCCCCCUACCACAGUCCCAAGGUCACUCCGCAGCACACCCCACACCACACACCAAAGGGAAGUCCUCUCCACACCCCCGUCCACACCCCACGGAACCUCACCCCCACAUCCAGCCCCACCCCCACGCCACCGGGCAGCCCAGGGAUGGGCGGCCAGGCUGAGUGGAAGAGGAGGUUAACCACCAUCAAGAACAGCUUCCUGGGAUCCCCUCGCUUCCACAGGAGGAAGCUUCAAGUUCCAAGUGCAGAAGAGAUGUCUCUGACGCCAGAUAGCUCGCCUGAGAUGACGAAGAAGUCGUGGUUCAGCAGUCUGAUUGGCUCGGACAAGGAGGAGACGAUUUUCGUGGUCAUCAAAGAUCGGCCAAUCAGCACCAUCAAGGCUGAUAUAGUCCAUGCCUUCCUGUCGAUGCCCGGGUUGACCCACAACGUGGUGUCACCAACGAGCUUCAAGGCAGAAUACAAGAACGCAGGUGGGACCUCCUCCAUGUUCAGCAAGCCUGUCCGCUUCCAGGUGGACAUCACACCGUCCGAGGGCGUGUCCGAGAAGCAGUCGGCGAUCUACUCCGUUAGUUUCACACUCAUCUCAGGCCCAAGUCGUCGGUUCAAGCGAGUGGUGGAGCUCAUUCAGCAGCAGCUGCUCAGCUCCCCUACGCCCCCCACCCACACUUCCCACUCACGGACGUACGAUGAGGUACCCAAUGACAGGUCACCGACUGGCAGAUACGAGCAGUUUGGUCCCUCAGGAUACGCAGCCCCCGCGGGGGCCUACCCACGUGCACCUGGCACACGGAGGAAAUCCUUCGAUUCGGCAGCAAACUAUGAAAAUGAAGUUUUUGACUCAGACCUGCAAUUUAGUCCACGACAUGGUAGCCCACGUCGAGACACGGCAAAACUCAUUGCCAACGGCCAGCCUGUUGGAAGGAGGCGCUCUUCCAGAGGGACAGACCUGGCUGCUGAUUUCCGAAGAGAAACAAACUUAUGACUCUAACUGCAUUUGUCCCUAUGUUUCCUCCAAAGUAAGCCAUAAUGCACGGCCUAGUUAAGACAUUGCUGCCAGAAGUCAUCACAUUUUGCACACACAUGGUCUGCCUUGGCCAGUAGUGGUCAUAGCAUUUACGUACUAACUUACUGUACCAGCCUAAACACAUGUUGGUCCUGGCACUGUCAUAGGACUUGAAGCUGGUACCAGGGGCAGGAUGGAACUAUUCACUACCUGGGCUAGAUCAAUGUACAUGUAGACAAGAAUAACCAGUCUGAACUGCACCAUGCUGGUAUUGUGCACGGAUGGAAAAGCAGUUCAGGACAGCACUAGUCUGGAGAGCACCUGUGUGGACAGCACCUAUCCAGAUCAGUGCCUGUCUGAACUGGUGCUAGUCCAGUCCAGUGCCUGUCUGAACUGAUGCUAGUACGGUCCAAAGCCAGUCUAAGCUGCACGGUGCUAGUCCGGUCCAGCAUAAGUCUUGACAAGUGCUAGUGUGAAAAAGAUACAGGCUGUUAUGAGCAAAUAGAGUGGGGUAACUUCCAUUACCAAACAAAUAGUUACGGCUGGUCAGACAGGUGGUUGCCAGAUUCUCUUACAUAGCAUAGACGAAGCAAUUAUUUUGCUAGUAAGGUUAGGGUGGUACCACUUUUGCAAUAUCACAAAUGGAACAUAAUGUAAGUAAUGAAGAAUAUCUUGCUGAGCCCCAGUAUCUUCCCUCCCCUCUAGCUGUCCUGACAAUGCUGUAUGUAAAUGCACUAGCCAUCUGAUAUGUGAAGCUGGCUAGUCUUCUCCCCUUGUGCAGACCAUAUGAUAGCUAGUCUAAUCUUGCCCUCCCUGCCUGGCCUUUACGCUCAUGAUGUGCUGACCAUGAGAACUGUGGACUCUAGGACUGGCAUGUGUACAAGCCAUAUAAAUGGUAGCAUAGUAGGAAAUCUCUUCUUGUAUUUAUUCCUGUGAAACAAAGGGAAAAGGUAUGUAUACCCAAAAUUUCUUGUCAUUUCCUACCUCACUGAUGGGACAAACGAGCCAGGCACACAGACUUCCAAGACAGAAGACAAGUCAUAUCAUGGGACCAGGGUUCAAACUUCACUAUACAUGAAUACUACCCAAGAUGCACUGUGUAUAUUUAGCUCAACCUCGCCCCCCCCCCCUCCCCCAUUUCACCAGUGACCUAUACUUACAAUUAGAUUUACUUCUGCAUGUGAAGUGUCGUGUAUGGGACAUUUACUGCAAUUUUAUAAAUUUUGGUGCAAUCUUUUAAGCAAGUAAGUUUUAGGAUAAUAGAGACAUAGGAAGACUCUUUGAGUGGGAGGUUUUCAGCUUGAGCUUUGAUAGCUGUGCCAGGUAGAGUUAAGUCAUUUUUUAAAGUUUAUUUACAUGUUGUAUAUACUGUUUACAUCUGAUGUCUGUUAGUGAAAGAUGUCAAAGUCAUUUGACAUAGAUAAGGUCAUUGGACAUCUAUUUGUGAGAAAUAAUUAGUCUACAGCUAUAAUAUAUUAUUAUUAUUUAUUGAAGAAAAGUAACAUUAUUUAUUGUGAUUUUUUGAGUGCUUGAAGUGAAUAUAUUUAUCUAAGUUAUUAAGUUCAACAAUUUUGCAGUGAAGCAACUUUUUUGUGCAAUAAGUUUUGAAUUGUGAGAACUAACUUGCAAUGGGCUUUUUUCCCAUUUAAGGGCAGAAGUCAUGAAACCUUCAGUGUUGACGAAUUUUGUUCUCAGUCUUGAAAUAUUUUCAUUCUUGCCUUCAUUUGGAUGUCAUUCUAGCUUCUUUUUUAUUUCUAAUUCUUUUUUUUUAUUAAUGAAUAUCAUUUUUCCCUAUUGUUGUGUCUAUAACGGCAUUAUGAAAUGAGUUACUAGGUUGACCAAAGUGUUUUCCUGACUUUUUCUGCAUAUAUCUCUUAGAGUUUAAGUGGUCCCAACCAAAGUAUUAUCAUACUAUUUCUGAGACAGUUGAACUGGAUGGGUGAACUGGGUGAACUUUUUCCCAAAAGUCACUGACCAGCUCUAUUUUUGACAAUGAUACACUUGCAACACUUACAUGUAAGUGAACUAGAGGUGGCAAGUACUUAGUUUAAGUGUGGUAGAGUUUGAUGUUGAUUGCAUGACAGUGCAAAUGAGAAAAUGCUCGCUUCUAGCUGGAGAAGCUAUAAAAAUGCCCUAAAGACCCUUUUCAGCAUGACGUUACUUCUGUUCUAGCCAGUCCUCUUGUUGUUUGGUCCUCUCUGAUACUGUUGGUUUUCUGGAGAAGGCUGAAGUGUCAGAUUGACCUAGUAGAACCCAAAUGACGUCAUGAAAACAACACCAUGAAAUGGGUCUGUAGUGGUCAAAUGUAGUAGCAAGAAGCAGGCUGUUAGAGUGGGAUUAGCCGGCCUCUUUGCAAAGUUGUACAAACAAAACUCAAGGUUAAAUGAGGUCCCAUUUCUCUCCUCUUAAGUCCUGAAAUGUCCUCCUCUGCAGGUGAAACUAUGACGUAUAAAACUGUUAUAUGAAUGUAAGAUAAGUGACAACUCUAUCACAGCAAGAGGAAGAGUUGUUUGAACUGUAGUGUUCAUGUUACUCCAUUAUGCUCAUGGGGUACCAUGCAUGUUUUACAGUUCAGUCGAUUAUUGGUUAUAUUCUAGUUCAUGUCAGCUUAAUUGUCUGAACUGCUGACUUCAAAAUUAGGAGCAGUUCUUUCUUCCAACCUCUACUGUAAUGGUACCUUCCAAAUUUCUGUCAACUGUCUGUUAGAGUCACACAUUUCUGGGCUCGUCCACUGUCUGAAAAGGUAAAGUAAUUUAAAUACAUAAUGUAGAGAGAAGGUUGCUAGGGGGCAUGCAUUAUGUAGAGAUUAGUAAUGGACACAGAAGUACUAUAGUUAGGAGGAGAACUGAUGUGUGGAGAUGCCACCUUUGAUGAGACCUGUAUUCUUAGCUUAACGGUUAAUCUUAUUUGGGUAGAGCACUAUCUUCAAUACCCACAAAGCAUUUUAAAGUCAUGUAGGUCUUAAAACUUAUUUCAAUGUACUAUAAACUGGAUGUAUGAACACAGACUCAUGUAAAGAUGAACUAGAUAAUGCUCUACCCUUGUUAAUUGUACCAUAAGAAAAAAGAACAAAAGUUCAGUGACUAUGCAUCAUGUUUUAAAAUGUAGUGCGCACCACGUCUUAAUAUAAAUAGGUACUGGAGGUAAGAAGUAAACUAGGUUGGGGAUGGAGCAAUAGUGAAGAUGUCUGGCUGUACAUCUGUACAGACAUGUUCACCAUGAAACAUCCAAUUACAAAAAUAAACCUGGACAAUGUUUUCUUGAACAGUUGAUCACUCCUUUCUGUUGUGUGGUGUCAUUCUUGCUUACUGUACACUAUAAUAGAAGUUUGACAGAUAGUAAAUGUAUGUGGAGAAGUCCUGGAAUGUGUAUUCAAGGCUCCUGAGAACAAAAAGGAAAGGCUCUUCCAUCCACAUACUUAUGGCUUGAUAGU
Messenger RNA from Branchiostoma belcheri (Belcher's lancelet), 6050 nucleotides. RefSeq names its product serine/threonine-protein kinase BRSK2-like. The transcript has 19 exons. The record is from RefSeq and is a predicted model, not a curated record. Gene Ontology annotation, molecular function: protein serine/threonine kinase activity; ATP binding; tau-protein kinase activity. Gene Ontology annotation, cellular component: cytoplasm. Bases 272 to 2596 code for a protein of 774 amino acids. Gene Ontology annotation, biological process: microtubule cytoskeleton organization; intracellular signal transduction; protein phosphorylation. NCBI's taxonomy places the organism in Eukaryota, Metazoa, Chordata, Leptocardii, Amphioxiformes, Branchiostomatidae.